AGCGCGGAGGAGGUGCGCGCGAUUCGCAUCGAAAAGAUCGACGCGUUGACCGCGGCGGACAUGACGCCGUUCGCGUACCGUUUCGACCGCACGCACACCGCGACGCAGCUCCAGGCGAUGCACGCGUCCGUGGAAAACGGCGUCGAGGUCGAGGGCGUCACGGAUGCGGUGUGCGGGAGGGUCAAGGCGCGCAGGGUGUUCGGCAAACUCGCGUUUUUGUCGAUAGAGGACGACGGCGGCGCGAUACAGCUGUACCUGGACGUCAAGCGCGUGGACGCGAAGAACCCGGGGACGUUCAAGCGCAUCGUGGACCUGUGCGACAUGGGCGAUAUCGUCGGCGCGCGCGGGACGGUCAAGCGGACGGAGAAGGGCGAGCUGUCCAUCGUCGUGGACGAGUUCGAGAUGCUCACCAAGUCGCUGCUGCCGCUGCCGGAUAAGUUUAAGGGCCUCACCGACGUCGAGACGCGAUAUAGGCAACGCUAUCUGGACCUCAUCGCGUCCCCGGAAGUGCGCGACGUGUUCAGAACGCGCGCGGGGAUUGUGAGCGGGAUACGGCGGUUUCUGGACGACCGCGCGUUCAUGGAGAUGGAGACGCCGGUGUUGGAGUCGAGGGCGGGGGGCGCGGAUGCCAAGCCGUUUUCGACGUUUCACAACGCGCUCGGGAUGGACCUGACGCUGCGCAUCGCGACGGAGUUGCACCUGAAACGGCUCGUCGUCGGCGGUUUCGAGCGCGUGUACGAGAUGGGUCGCAUCUUCCGAAACGAAGGCAUAAGCACGCGGCACAACCCGGAGUUCACGUCCGUGGAGGUGUACCAAGCCUACGCCGACGUGAGCGACAUGUUGGAGCUCACCGAGGAUAUGAUCUGCGCCGCCGCGGAGAGGGCGUGCCCGGGUAACGAAAACCUAUCCAUCCCGUACGGCGACGAGAUCAUCCACCUCGGGAAGCGCCCGUGGCGCAGGGAGAGCAUGAACGACCUCGUGAAGGAAUACACGGGGGAAUGCGCGUUGGACAUCAUGGGGACGUUCGGCGAGACGAAGGACGCGCAAUCGCUCGCGGGGAUACCCAACGUGCAAAAGUCCCCCACUGUCGGGCACGUCCUGAACGAGAUGUUCGAGGCGUGCGUGGAGACGAAGCUCCGACAGCCGACGUUCGUGCUCGACCACCCGGUGGAGAUCUCCCCGCUCGCGAAGCCGCAUCGCUCCAAGCCGGGGGUCACCGAACGCUUCGAGCUGUUCAUCGUCGGCCGCGAGCUCGCCAACUCGUUCAGCGAGCUGACGGACCCGGUGGAUCAGCGGAAGCGGCUGGAAGGGCAGAUCGCGACGCACGCCAAGGCGCGUUCCGAGGCGCGAGCGGCCGCGGAGGCGCAGGGGAAGGAGGCGCUGCGCGCGUUCGAGGACGACGACUACCCGAUCGAGCUCGACGAAGAUUUCGUCACCGCGUUGGAAUACGGCAUGCCUCCGACGGGGGGGAUGGGGCUGGGCGUGGACCGGCUCGUGAUGCUGCUGACGAACAGCGCGAGCAUCCGAGACGUGAUCGCGUUCCCGUUGUUGAAGAAGCAGGAGUAG
Molecule: messenger RNA, 1566 nt
Organism: Micromonas pusilla CCMP1545
Lineage: Eukaryota; Viridiplantae; Chlorophyta; Mamiellophyceae; Mamiellales; Mamiellaceae
Exons: 4
Biological process (GO): lysyl-tRNA aminoacylation
Cellular component (GO): cytosol; cytoplasm
Molecular function (GO): ATP binding; tRNA binding; lysine-tRNA ligase activity
Source: RefSeq, a predicted model, not a curated record